Messenger RNA from Trichoderma harzianum CBS 226.95, 828 nucleotides. RefSeq lists its product as hypothetical. Lineage: Eukaryota; Fungi; Ascomycota; Sordariomycetes; Hypocreales; Hypocreaceae. The annotation marks the transcript as partial. Gene Ontology annotation, molecular function: methyltransferase activity. The transcript has 3 exons. The record is from RefSeq and is a predicted model, not a curated record.
UAUCAUCACUAUCGCCACGGUCGCUAUCCCUUACCAAACGACGAAAUCGAGCAGGAGCGAGAGUAUUUGAAACAUGUGAUACACAUGGAACUCGUCAGCGGCAAGCUGUUCAACUCUCCCAUUGCGCCGAAUCCACAACGAAUAUUGGACCUUUGCACCGGCACAGGGCUCUGGCCAGUAGCGGUUGCCAAAAUGUAUCCAAGCGCCGAAAUCGUCGGCCUUGACCUCAGCCCGAUCCAACCACUAAUGGUCCCCCCGAACGUACGGUUCCUAGUCGACGACGUGGAGGAUGAAUGGAUGGAUCGCGGCGGCUACGACUUGAUCCAUCUGCGCCAUUCAUGCAUCUACUUGAAGGACGUCGACAAGAUGAUAAGGAACAGCUAUUCCCACCUGAAAGAAGGUGGUUGGCUUGAAAUCACAGACUACUGCAGCUUCCUCCGAUGCGAUGACGGCACAAUGCCCGAAAACCACCCACCGGCGCAAGUCGCCAUGAUGAUGCACCAGGCCCUGUCGAGAUACGGCAUGAAUGCCUAUGUCAUUAACGAGCUGGAAGAUAAAUUUAAAGCCGCGGGCUUCAAAAAUAUCCAAUGCCGAGUAAUCAAGACGCCCCUCGGCAAUUGGCCCAAGGAUCCCCACCAGCGUGAAAUAGGAAUCCUCUUCCGCGAUGCCAUCAACGAGCUCGUCGGCGCCCUCGCCGCCAAACCUCUCAGAACGCUAGGAUGGGACGACACCGAGCUGGAAGUCUAUCUCGCAUCCGCACGGAAAGCUCUCUGGGAUAAAAGGGUGCAUUGCUAUGCCAACUUUAUCUCUUGGUGGGCGCAAAAGUGA